AUGGAUGCUGUGGCUGCGUUCCUUGCAGCAGACCUAAAGGAAAGGAUCUUCAUGAAAGUGCCAACUGAGCUCCAGCAAUAUUUCGGGAAAUACGUUCAGAUCCUGAAGAGUUUGUACGGAUUGAAGCAAGCAGCAAGGAUGUGGUAUUUGCUAAUAUCAGAAUAUCUCAAGGAGAUUGGUUUCUCACCGAUGACAGUGGAUCCGACAAUAUUCAGACAUACAGAGUCGGGGGUAAUCAUCGGCGUGCACGUGGAUGACUUUAUGAUUACAGGGGGGGACGAGGUUGCCAUUGAACGGGUCAAGGAAAAGCUGAAGGGAAGAUUUGAGAUGAAAGACCUCGGAGAAGCAGAGAACAUUCUCGGAAUUCGGAUUCAAAGGCACAAUGGAAAGCUGAUGAUUGAUCAAUCACAAUUUGCGAAGGAAACCGUGGCAGAAUUUCUACGACGACUCAAUGAAGCACGCAACCCCAUGGAACCUGGAGCUAUACGGAAGCUCGUUGAGGAACCGGACGACCUCUGA
Hirsutella rhossiliensis is the source of this 519-nucleotide messenger RNA. RefSeq names its product reverse transcriptase (RNA-dependent DNA polymerase) domain-containing protein. The record is from RefSeq and is a predicted model, not a curated record. Lineage: Eukaryota; Fungi; Ascomycota; Sordariomycetes; Hypocreales; Ophiocordycipitaceae. Bases 1 to 519 code for a protein of 172 amino acids. The transcript has a single exon.